AUGGCUUCUAACCAACCCGGAAAGUGCUGCACCGUCGGUGUCCGCCACGAAGGCGAGCCCACUGGCAAGAUGAUCAAGCUUCCCAGCGGCAUUGACGCAUACAUUGCUACCGCCCCCGAGGGCAAGGCUCACCAGGGCGCCGGAAUUGUUUAUGUUGCUGAUAUCUUUGGUAUCUGGAACAACAGCAAGCUCAUGGCCGACCAAUUCGCCGCCAACGGGUACACCACCAUCAUUCCCGACCUUUUCAACGGCGAUGUCCUGGAAUACCCUCCCGUGGGCGUCGAUAUCAUGAGCUGGAUCAUGAACGGUGCCAAUGGCGAUAACCCUCAUACUCCUGCUCAGAUUGACCCUAUUAUUGUUGAGUCUAUCAAGUAUCUCAAGGAUCAGGGUCUUGACAAGAUUGGAGGUGUCGGAUACUGCUUCGGCGCCAAGUACGUUAUUCGCAACUACAAGGAGGGCAUCAAGGUCGGCUACGUCGCCCACCCCUCUUUCGUAGAGGAAGAUGAACUCCGAGCUAUUGAAGGACCCCUGUCCAUCGCAGCGGCGCAGACCGACAGCAUUUUCCCCGCCGAGAAGCGACACCGCUCCGAGGAGAUUCUGAUCGAGACUGGCAAGCCUUUCCAGAUCAACCUGUACUCUCACGUUGAGCAUGGAUUUGCUGUGCGUAGCGAUCUUAAGGAUAAUGCUAAACGAUUUGCCAAGGAGCAGGCUUUCCUUCAAGCUGUUCAGUGGUUUGAUGAGCACCUUAUUUAA
Molecule: messenger RNA, 753 nt
Organism: Fusarium coffeatum
Lineage: Eukaryota; Fungi; Ascomycota; Sordariomycetes; Hypocreales; Nectriaceae
Exons: 3
Coding region: 1-753 (250 amino acids)
Molecular function (GO): hydrolase activity
Source: RefSeq, a predicted model, not a curated record